Alosa sapidissima (American shad) is the source of this 3823-nucleotide messenger RNA. It is a transcript of the gene rnf220b, whose product is annotated as ring finger protein 220b. Bases 197 to 2047 code for a protein of 616 amino acids. Lineage: Eukaryota; Metazoa; Chordata; Actinopteri; Clupeiformes; Clupeidae. Gene Ontology annotation, biological process: protein ubiquitination. The transcript has 15 exons. The record is from RefSeq and is a predicted model, not a curated record. Gene Ontology annotation, molecular function: ubiquitin protein ligase activity; metal ion binding.
UGCUUCGCGCAGGACCCAAGUGAAGCCUACAUGUUAACGAGGUUCAUACGUUACAUUUCAAAGCAAAGGUGCAUUUACUCUGUUCGCGACGUGUCGGACCCCCACGAACAAACCACUACUGGUACGUUUUGAGAAGGGACGGAAGACGUUUCACAUCGCUGGAGGGACUCCUGUCAUCAUCCCGUGGUAUCCCUGGAUGUGCUUGUUUGAGCUUGAUUUGCUGGAUUUGAGACUCUGCAGUGACAGACAGACUCGGAGCCGGGCGCUGGCAUCUCCAUUUCCCUCUCUCCCCUGCUCACAGAGCUGGGCCCAGCACAUCCAGAUGGACCUCCAUCGUGCCCCCUUCAAGAUGGAUAGCCCCUCUUACCUGCCCAACCCCCUGGCAUCCCCUGCCCUCAUGGUCCUGGCCUCCACUGCAGAGGCCGGCCGUGACGCCUCCAUCCCAUGCCAGCCUCCGCGGCCGUUCGGAGUGCCCGUGUCGAUGGAAAAAGACGUGCACCUGCCCUUCGCCGGAGGCGCCUACACCUUCACCUCCAUGUACCACCACCGGCAGGGGGCCAUGCCGGGAGGCUUCCCCGGCCGAGACUUCCCAGCCUCCCUGCUGCACCUCCACCCGCAGUUCGCCCCUCCCAACCUGGACUGCUCCCCCCUGGGGAUCCUCAACCACGGUGGGGUGGGCGCCUUCCGGCCCUUCUCCUCCCCGCCGGAGGAGCGUGACGGGGCCUCCUACCAGUCUGCCUUCACCCCCGCCGCCAAGAGGCUGAAGGCCUGCCUGGAGCCCGAGACGUCUCCCCACCUGCGCUACACUGAUGUUGAGGGGAAGGAGUACGACUUCCCUGUGGGCACUCACGUGCCCUCGUGUUCGCCGGGCUCGAGGCAGUCUGGUGAGGAUGCUGGGAAGAAGCUGUACUCCAUGUCGGGCCUGCUGUCGGAUGGAGAGGCCUCGUCCAGCCCAGAGGAGCGAAAAGAGCUCUCCAAGGUCAAAGGUCGCUGUGAGCCCGGCCAGGUGCCCGUGUGCCCCAUCUGCCAGGUGAUGCUGCGGCCGGGGGAGCUGCAGAGUCACAUGGAACAGGAGAUGGAGCGCCUCGCCCAGCUACAUCUCAGUAAAAGUCCCAUGCAGAAGGACUCUCUCACAGCACUGACACCUAAGUCUUUGCUGAUAGCAAUGCAUAUUAAGCGUGAGGGAGAUCCACCAAUUACCACACACCCUUUACAGCCUACAGAGGAUGUUCUUCUCUCUGACAGAUAUCAGACUUUUCUGCGAGUGAGGGCAAAUAGGCAAACAAGGCUGAAUGUGCGGAUCGGGAAGUUUGGAAAGAGACAGAAAACUGAAGAGAGCCAGAGGGAUGGAGUGUGUGUGGGAGAGGACGUUUCUGUGGACAUUGGCAGGGAGGACUACAUGUGGAGUGAGAAGAAGAGGCAGCACAUGGCCUCAUUCCUCAGGGGAAUUAAAGGUGUUGGCUUUGUCAGCAGCACCUCGAAAGAGAAUCACGACAGUGACGCAGACCUGGAUGUGGACGGAGAUGACACUCUGGAAUAUGGCAAAGCACAAUACACUGAGGUCGACGUCAUCCCAUGUUCAGGAGAAGACGGGCGGAAGGCCGCGGAGAGAGAAGCACGGAAAGCAGCAGCGUUAAAUGGAGGGGUGACACCACCAGGCAGUGGUCACUCAGAAUGCUCCAAGUGGACAGCUGAGGAGGCUCCAUCGACGAGCAACGGAGAGAACAGCAAACUGGACAGCAGUGGCACAAACUUCCUGCAGGGCACCUGUAAAAACAGCACCAUAGACAUCCUGUCUAAGGACUCCGGUCUGACCACCCUGGAGGCCCUGAAGUGUCGCAUACGGGAUCUGGAGAAACAGCUGUCACGGGGUGACAGAUACAAGUGUCUUAUCUGCAUGGACUGCUACACGAUACCUCUCACCUCCAUCCAGUGCUGGCACGUCCACUGUGAGGAGUGCUGGCUCAGGACUCUGGGGGCUAAGAAGCUUUGUCCGCAGUGCAACACCAUCACAUCACCCGGGGACCUGCGGCGUGUGUAUCUGUGAGUGGGAUCUAAGGGACAGUUGGCCUCCUUCCCCUGCCACUUCUCCAGUGCUAACCAUCGAGGUCUCUACCACUCCUGUAGUAACGGUCAAGGCCUGUACCGCUAUUGUGUUGGACGUCAGGCCUGCACCACUCCAGUGUUGACCAUUAGGCCUUCACAAGCAGCUCCAGCAUUAAUUGACAAGGCCUGCAGCACUAGUGUUGACCAUCAGGCCUAAACCACUUCAGUGUUGACCAUCAGGCCUAAACCACUUCAGUAUUGACCAUCAGGCCUAAACCUUGAAGGCCCCAACAACUCCGGUGUCCAACUACCAGCCCACCACAGGGUUGACUGACAGAGCCUAAACCACUUCAGUGUUGUCAGGUCUUCAUGGCUCCAGUGUUGACCAUCAGGCCUGUCGAACCACAGUGAACCGACAGAGCCAAUAUCACUUCUCCACCUCUUGACUGUCAAGUCUUCAUGACUCCAGUGUUGACCAUCCGAGCCUCCUGCAACACUAACCAAGGAGGACAGACUAAAUAAGGCAUUGUGGGAAAGCAGUAAUAUAGCAAUAUGGCAGUGCUGCGAUGGAGACCUGUUUCAUACGUAAGCUUUCACAGGAUCAAGACUCUUUUUGCCCCCCUCUGCUUCCACUAACUCUCUACGGUCCGAGUGUCUGAAGACAGACAUAGAUUGUCAAUGGUUAACCCUUGUUGUGACUGACUCAGAAACUCUUAAAUGUCUCAUAUUUUUAUCGAGCAAACCAGCUUCAAACUGAGAUUACCAGCUAUUUUUUGCCGUUCACGUUUUUACCAAUUGAUAGGUCUGAGAAGCACAUGCAUUAUUAUGUGGUGAAUGUUUACAAGGAUUAAUGUAUAUAUGUGUACAUAUGUAUUCAUAUUCCAGUCUAAAAAUAAGCAACAUGACAGCUAGGAAUCAUAAUGACUACAUUAUACUGUAACAGGGGGUGUUUCCUUUGAUGUGUUGUUGCCAUAACACCAAGAAAUAAUCAUUCCACUUUUGUACACAAAGCAUUUAAAUAUAUAGGCCUACAUAUUCAUCAUUCCUAACCUUUUGAUGUUGGACUUCUUAUUUACUUGAUAGAAUGAUGUGAGGGUUUACUCAUUAUGCAGGUAGAUGUCAAUCUCAAUUUCAGAAAGAGAGAGAGAGGUUCUAGAGGACUUCUUUCUCCUCUGUCAAGAUUCAUGCAUUUAAAAUAUCUCCUUACAGCAAACAAGACACUUUGCUAUCCAUAUUUCCCAAGUUCUUAGACAUAUCACACAUAACAAUCUAUUUGUAAUUCUAAGGUUUACAUAGUUUGCCACUCUUGAAUAUGUGUCUUUAAACACUGGUCUGUGUUAGAAUAAAACAGCAAUGGGAACAUGUCUUAACCAAUGGGGUGUUACAUUUUGCGUAGGCUAAGAAUCGCCUAACGCUGAUUAUGACCAUGUGUAUAGAUCUGUCUGUGUGUGUUGCAGGAGUCGGCAUUCUGAGGACCUUUCAUGUGUCCUUCAAGGCCUCUGGUGUUUUUGUUUGUUUGUCUUUUUCGUAUGCUGUGUUCUUUCCACGGGCAAACUCAAAAAAGGGUGUUAAUAAAAUGUCAAGCCUUAUGGAGUGAUUUUAAGAUGUUUUUCUCUUUAAAUGUGAUAAUAUAUGAGGAGAAUGCUCUAAUGUGGUAUUUUUAGCAAUAGUCAGCUGAUGUCAGAAUAUUGUACUAAAACUAUUAAGUAUUUCAUAGUUUGGAAAAGGAAUAUUUUAAUGUAAAUAUGUCAUCAUUUAAAUAAGGUAAAAAAAACAC